Antechinus flavipes (yellow-footed antechinus) is the source of this 2855-nucleotide messenger RNA. It is a transcript of the gene TAFA5, whose product is annotated as TAFA chemokine like family member 5. NCBI's taxonomy places the organism in Eukaryota, Metazoa, Chordata, Mammalia, Dasyuromorphia, Dasyuridae. The transcript is spliced from 4 exons. The coding region runs from base 152 to 550 and encodes 132 amino acids. Gene Ontology annotation, biological process: G protein-coupled receptor signaling pathway. The record is from RefSeq and is a predicted model, not a curated record. Gene Ontology annotation, molecular function: receptor ligand activity; G protein-coupled receptor binding.
CCCGUGCCGCCUCUGCCGCGGGAGGCCAGGCGUGAAGAUGUGGCUCUUUGGGAUUACACGUGGAGAAAGGCGAUCGGGAUCGGCCCCGGGGAGCGCCGGUUGGUGAGACGCGCGGCUCCCCCACCCCCUGUGCCCCGGAGAAGCGGCUUCAAUGGCGCCAUCCCCCAAGAGGAGCCGCCGGAAAGAUGCCAACGCCUUGCCGAGCAUGUCCUCAACUUUUUGGGCUUUCAUGAUCCUGGCGAGUCUGCUGAUCGCCUACUGCAGUCAGUUGGCUGCCGGCACCUGUGAGAUUGUGACUCUGGACAGAGAUAGUAGCCAACCCCGAAGGACUAUUGCACGGCAGACUGCUCGAUGUGCUUGUAAAAGAGGGCAGAUCGCCGGGACGACGAGAGCCCGGCCAGCCUGCGUGGACGCACGAAUCAUAAAAACCAAGCAGUGGUGUGACAUGCUUCCCUGUUUAGAAGGAGAAGGCUGCGACUUGUUAAUCAAUAGAUCAGGCUGGACCUGCACCCAGCCUGGAGGACGGAUAAAGACGACCACGGUCUCCUGACAGCUGCAGCAUGAGCGAGCGUGUGAUCUCCUGGGGACGACGGCUUUAGGCUCUGCAUGAGCUCCUUAUCUUAGUCAAGUUUCUCCCUCCGUGGAUCAUGGCCCGUUGUAUGUCCCUCCCCUCCACCGUCUGUUUCUCUGUAUCUCAUCAAAGACAGCCUCAUUCUUCGACCGAUGCCAUGCGCUAAAGUCUGUCUUGGCCAUCCAAGGAGCACCGAACUAGGGACCAGAGGGAGCAAAGAGAUGCUUGGGCAUUAGCAAUACCAAGUCCGUGAUGAGCGCCCAUCCCCGGGGUCCACUCAGCUGCUGGACUCAAUGUGACCCACGCGGUUUAACGGGAGGAGUCGCCUGCAGAGAAGAGUCCAUUCAGCCUUAGAGAAGACUGUUUUGUCUAUGGGGGGACACUCAGGCGCAAGAGGGAGUCUCUCCUCGUGCCCUGGACUGUCUGAGUCGCUUUUAUUUUCUUAUACUUUCAGUAUAUACAAUAGACCAAAGAGCAAAAUCUAUUUUAAAGAGGACACAAUCCUAUUGUUAAAGUUAUCUGGGUUAAAUUGUAGAGGGGAGGUCGGGGUGGGGGGAGGGAGCAGAGACAUGAAUGAAUCCUGUUGUCGGGGAGCGAGCUGGGCGGUUGCUGUCCAGCGGGCGUCUUUACAGAGGCGUCUUUACGGAGGGGACGCUGCAGUCCGUAAUCGCAGGAACUGCACCUGAAGAAAAGAGUUGCCUCUAAAAGAAUACAGACAGAGCAUGGAGAGUCAGUAGCCGAUGAUGUUCUAGACUCAAGCAAACAGACUUCCAUAGAACACAGACUCGCCGCCACUGUGUAGCCACCCGCGCCGUGGCCGUGGCCCCUUUAUCCCUCUGUACUUAGAUUGACUUUAUCGUACUAAAAAUCAUUUUCCGUUUUAACCAGUUAAACAUGCCUCUUCUACCGUUCCAUUUUUGAUAGUUGGAUAAUCCAGUAUUUGCAAAGAGCAUGUUUGGUCUCCUGUGACCUCUGUCUCAUCCGAUGCACCAUUUAGCACCAGAAAGCAAAUUAAAGAAAAAAAAAGUAACACUUGUUUGAAAGAGAUCAUUAAAUGUAUUUUGAAAAUCCUAAAGUUAUAUAUUUAACAGUUUUUAUAUGUUGUAUAUUUGUAGAGAAUACUAUUUAACAAUUAACGUGGUAGCUCUCGCAGGCCUGAUGAACAGUCCGACUCCCAUUGGGCUUUCUAAACCCGACAGUCCCGGGAGUGACCACACCACACGGGAUAUGAAGCACGGCCAGGGAGGAUACUUUCGGAAAGUCACCAAUCCUGUUUAUGUCACAUAAAGGCAUCCAACCAUCACACUGGUAGAAGAUGGGGCUUCUUUUAGGUUGUCUUUGGAAUUUGGGGAGGGGUCUCUCUCUCUAUUGGUCAAAUUUGGGUGUAAAAUAUUUUAAUCAUGGUUUUUCCAACUGAGUUACUCCCCCUUCCUUUUGCCCAUGAGUCUAUUUUUAAGUUGGUUGCCAGUCCCUCUCCUGUGUCCCCAUCUUCCAAAGUCCUUAGCCUUAGGAUUAUUGGGUAAGGGAGAUGAUGUUACAUUGGAGGGAAAAGUGUAGAGCUGGAUGAAUUCUGAGCUCUAAUACCUUUCUCUACUUACAGUGGGCAUGUGAUAAGAUCACAAGAGCUGAUGAAUCUCCAGCUCUGGUGUCCCCCUUUCCCCAGUGAUGAAUUGUAACCUAAUUCCCACGUCCUUUCUGAGUUUCCACUGUAGUAUACUACCUAUUAGUCCAAUUAAUAUUAGGAGUAUCUUAGUUCUAUGCUACUAAGAGAAAGCAUUUAGAGGAUGAUCAAGAAACCAUAAAGCUCAAAAAGAACAUGUCCAUUUGAUUCAAGCCUGUUCCUGGGGGAAUUAAUUGAGACAGACAGUAAUCAUGAAUUUAGAAAUAUUUCUGAGACAAACCAGUGUAUAUGAUGCUUUUUUUUUUUCCUUUUUCAAAUUGUAUAACAGGUCUGACCUGUAUCUGAAUAGCAGUUAGCGCCAUCACUCACUGGGUGCUAAAUGCCGUGUAAUGCAGGUUGGCCCUCCUGCCCCAGAAAGGACUGACAAUGAGUUCCACAUGACCAAGAGUACUGGGAGAUGCAUUGACCCAUAGGUUCCCCAACCCAGACUGUCUCCUCUUUCCUCCCACCUCUGGUUGUUUCUUUCCGAAGAGAGUGUAGUCGCCUUAUUUAGCAAAGACGGAGAAAUUUAAGAUGUUACAACAUUUUCUGUUGCUUUACAGUAUUCAGUUUUUGUGUUGAUUCCGCUAAAUUAUGGAAAUAAAGAAAAAAAUCCUUUUAUAA